Messenger RNA from Myzus persicae (green peach aphid), 2389 nucleotides. RefSeq names its product N-acetyl-D-glucosamine kinase. Bases 665 to 1720 code for a protein of 351 amino acids. Gene Ontology annotation, molecular function: N-acetylglucosamine kinase activity. NCBI's taxonomy places the organism in Eukaryota, Metazoa, Arthropoda, Insecta, Hemiptera, Aphididae. The transcript has 8 exons. The record is from RefSeq and is a predicted model, not a curated record.
UUAUUACUAUUAUUAUUAUUAUUAUUGUUUUUCUCGUAGUAAGUUCGUUGGCGUGUCCGCGUGUAGUGUACCUACUUAUCGCGUAGUACGUCGCAGCCGCACUCGUAGUACGCACCGUCGCUGUUUCCUGACCGUCUCCACCAUAGAAAUAAGAGGUCUCUCGUCACUGGUCGUCGUCGUCGUCGUCACUGUUGCCCGAGGUUCUCGAGAUCUCCGUUUCGCGUAUGAUUGUCAGUAUUAUUCGUGCCUUUCAUCCGGACCGUACGUUCGAAAUACACGACAAUAAUAACAUCACACACGCGCCACAUUAAUAAUAACAAUAUUAUUGGUGGUGUUCUGAUAAUAUUAUAUCGUACGACGAAAUAGUUGUACAAGAGGUACCUACUAUUUACCUCGCGCUCGUGUUUGCCUUCGGUAGUUUUGCACAACACAUACGUAUUAUAUUAUUAUAUACGACUCGAUAUAAUAAUAAUAAUAAUAAUAGACGCAUAAAUAUAAUAGUGCUAGUAUAUUCUUGAAGCGAUUGUGUGCACACGCAAUCGCGUAUCUCUCCGCGUUAAUUUGAUUUACGCACAACUCGUUUUACCUGUUUUUACUUUUAUUAUUAUUUUCCUCGACCAGAACACGGUCUUUUCGUAUUUUCGUCAUUCCUGCCGACUGCAUUAUGGCUGACGCGUUUUUUGGAGGUAUCGAAGGGGGAGCAUCGGUUUCCACGGUCGUCAUAACUAACGGCAACGGAGACAUUUUAGCUGAACUCAAAGGAGAAGGCACGAACCCGUGGAUCCUUGGAAUAGAACCUUGCCUGUCUCGAGUCAAUGACUUAAUUAAAGAAGCUCUUAGGAAAGCUGAUCUUAAUAACAAUAUAAAAUUAAAUGGAUUGGGAUUGAGUUUAAGUGGAUGUGAAGAUCUCAUUUUCUGUAAAACGUUUGAGAAUAAACUAUUAGAAUGUUAUCCAGACCUUACUGAUGAAGUAAUUGUUGUUAGUGAUACAUUGGCACCAAUUGCUUUAGCCUGUGAAUCAGGCGGAGCUGUUAUUAUUUCUGGUACUGGUUCUAAUAGUCUACUAAUAAAUCCAGAUUCAUCAAUAAAAAGGUGUGGAGGUUAUGGUCAUUUACUUGGUGACGAAGGCAGCGCUUUUUGGAUAGCAUUUAAAAGUAUCAAAGUAUGCUUGGAUCAUUUAGAAGAUUUCAACUAUGCGCCAAAUGGUUACUCAAUUAACAGAGUAUGGGAAGCGAUUAAAGCACAUUUUAAUAUCGAUAAAGUUCUAGAUUUGUUGAAUGUAUUUUACGGUGAAAAAAAAGAAAAAUCAGAAAUAGCUAAAUUGUGUAAAACCAUAUCAGAACUAGCUGAAGAUGGAGAUGAACUAAGUCUGUGGAUCUUCAGUGAAGCUGGAAAAGAGUUAGCAAAAUUUAUACAAUCACUCUACCCAGGUGCUGAUAAAAAGUUACAUAAAGAAAAUGGUGGAUUGCAUGUGGUGUGCGUUGGAUCUGUAUGGAAAAGUUGGGGAUUACUCAAAGAAGGAUUUAUGAAUCAACUUGAUCACCACCACAACUCACAAGAAACUGUAGUAGAUGAAUUUACCUUAUUGGUGCUUGAAAAGACUGUUGCUUUAGGUGGAGUUUAUCUCAUUGCAAAAAAAUUAAAUUUCAACUAUCCGUAUGAUUAUGAACAUAACUAUAGAAAACUGUUCCAUUAUGUACAUGACCGACAAGGUCAAUAAUACUAGUGGAAAUUGAAUCAAAAACAAAUGUGGCCUUACCAAUUUAAAUUGUAAUUAUUGGUUAUAACAAUUAUGUACCAUUGGGUCUUGGAUUGGUGGCCUAUGCUCAUUUUUGUAUACUUGUUAUUUGAGCACUAUACAUUUUGUUAUAAUAAUUAUACUUUACUUAAUUUGUUAAUAGGUUUAGAAUAUUUAUUUGAAUGCCAAACUAGUUUUUAGUAGUAACAAAUAACUUAGACUUAGGAAAAAUAUACACUGUCAAUUAACCAUUCUUUGUAUCCUUAUUGUAUUUUUAAAUAGACCAGGAUAAGUUAGUAAAAUAUUAACAAAAAUCACAAGUUUGGGGCCAAAUAGUUUUAUUGUUAAUUUUAUUUUAAUCAUUGUUGUUAUUUGUUUUUAUUUUAAUUUAUUAAUUUACAAAUUUUUUUUUUUUGUCAUACUGCUAAUGUUUAAGCUUAUCCAUAAAUAUCCAUUUAAUAAAUCAUUUUACUUAAAAUUCUAAAUAAACAGUAGCAAUUACGUAUACAAAUACAUCUUAUUUGUAAUAUUAUAUUUUUACAUCAUUACAUUUUAAUAUUUAAGUAAUUUAUAUAGAAUUAUAGUGUGAAUGGUACUUGGAAAUUAUAGUUACCUCAAUUUUAUUUUGAAUAUAUAUUUAAUUUGUUAUUA